Molecule: messenger RNA, 2217 nt
Organism: Penicillium canariense
Lineage: Eukaryota; Fungi; Ascomycota; Eurotiomycetes; Eurotiales; Aspergillaceae
Exons: 3
Coding region: 1-2217 (738 amino acids)
Source: RefSeq, a predicted model, not a curated record
AUGCCCCUUUUCCAUGAUCCUGAUCGCCGGGGCCAGCACCACUGGUCUGGUGACCAUAACCAGUCCGAGCAGCCUGUCCCAGGCUCCUCUCGGGAUCAGUCUGGAGAAGACGCCUACCGCGGACGCCACAUCGAGGAGCCGCCCGGGAUAGCUCGGGAGUCGUCUCCUACGGAGCUCUUUCCGGCCAAAUUCUGGACCAACGACCGGCAGGAGCUCAUACAGCGAAUCAAAGAAUCAUCGCCCUGGAGGCUGCAAUAUAAGAAGCCGCAGGACAUCGGCUCCAGUGAGGCCUAUAUGCAUCAUAGUCCCUUCCCGCCUCUCAACUCGCAGGCCGACGAGCGGGAUGUAGAGCAGGUCUCAGAGGAUCACAACGGCAUGCAAAAAACUGAGGAGCUGGGCUCGCCGGCCGAUAUCCAACGUCCUCGAUCCGCACUACACUCUGGCGACUUCAGAGAAGGCUCUCCGCAUCACGGGCAACAAUCACGCCAAACCCGCUUUGAAGAGCAAAGCCCAAUUUCGCCAUUUCCUCGCGGUACCUCCCCCACGACCCCAUGGUUUGGAGCGUCCGCUUUUGAACCCGCUCCAAGACAAUUCAAUCUUUUUGCCGACCACCGUGGGCCAGAGCUAGCACUAGGAACGCGAUCCAGAGCACCGUCGCUUGGAUCGUUCUCAUCCAGUUACGUUCUCAAGGCCCCAACCAGCCCUCUUGUUCAUCAAGCCAACAACACCGAUCUGGACUUCUCGCCUCGUGUUGAGUCAUCGAACCUACCUGGCCCUCUGGAAAGGGCUAACCGACGACGAACACUUCCUCCGGAGACCUUCCGGCAUCUGCAAUCUUCGCCUCCUGCCCUGCGAGCGCCCAUAUUCCCAGGGGGAAAUGAUGGAUUGUUCCAGCCUCAUCAUUCGCCUCAUCGAUUAUUGACCUCGGCGUAUAGCCUACAACUUGCCUCAGCAGGAAAAACCCCUGCUUUCCGAGCAAGGCGGCCGUCUCUUGCCUCGGAGGUUUCUUCCAAGCCCCAUGCGCCGAUGGUCGGAUCGUACGAGGAAUCAAUUUUGCGUGGGCGGAUGUCUAUGAACCCUUCUAAACCGCUGGAUUUUACCGCUCAAAUUGGCGUUCUAGGAAAAGGCAACUGCAAAGGACAUCUCAAAUGCCCCCCGCACGUGACUGUGCCAUUCCCGGCUGUUUUCUACAGCUAUCCGACUUCGGGAAAUGGCCGUUCAAUCUCUGACGAUAGCCCCAGUCCUUAUGUAGGGCAGAUCGAUUUGGAGAAUUCGCUGUCCAAGGAUGAGUCGAGCACGACCCGGCGUCGUAAACGACAUUUCAGCCCGUCCAAGACUCAGGAAGGAAACGGUACGGACGAAAUGGGUGCACCUCGCACCUCGAACUCGGAGACGCGACGCCGCCGGGAGAAGAAGAACCGCAGAGCGGAAUCGCCUAAAUGUCCCCCGGGUGGGAGCUACCGAAUCCCCCAGCAAGGGCAACUACAGAUUAUCAUCAAGAACCCUCACAAGACCGCAGUCAAGCUGUUCCUUGUCCCUUACGACCUCAGUGAUAUGGAACCUGGCACGAAAACUUUCAUCCGGCAAAGAAGCUACUCGGCCGGCCCGAUAAUUGACAUGCCACUGAGCGUGCGAAAGAACUAUGGGACUGAUCGCCCGGAAGCGUCGUUGAAUGCCACAGAAAAUCCACAGGAUAAACCGAUCCUGCGGUAUCUCGUUCAUCUCAACAUAUGCUGCCCAGUGCGAGGGCGCUUUUACCUGCACUCGAGCAUUCGCGUUGUAUUUGCAAACCGAGUCCCGGAUGGCAAGGAGAAGCUGCGCAACGAAAUUCAACUGCCAGAACCUCGAUACAGCCCCUACAAACCUAUUCGCGAUAACACCCUUUCCACCUCUACCAGUGCUCGACUCGCGAUCGAGAAAGCUGCUCGCAGGCGGAGCGUAGGGCAGCGCACAAUUCCUGGCCUAGGUCCCUAUGUCUCCUCGCCGAGCGAUGUUCCCCUACAUUGGGAUGCAGCAGAAUCAAUGGGGUUCACGGGACCUUCAGCAAACUCCCACCACGCCAAAACAAUGUACAACAAACUCAAUAAAGGCGAUGUUGGUUAUGGAGGCUACCCUUAUCCCUCCGGCCAGGUCGGCUCCGAAAACGGUGAGAGCUUGCUUGCCAAGAGGCUUCGCGGCCUGGAUGUUCAUAAGCAAGAGACCUUCGACAAUAAUUGA